AAAAUUCCAUUUUGAGAUCGCAACAUCUCAAUCUUCACACAUACCUACGAUGUUGCGACCGAGAUUAAGGAUACCGAGAGCGAGCCGAUUAUGGCGUCCAGCAACACAAUCACGAUCAAUACACCAUGUCCCUCCUUUAAGUCAAUUCAAACCAGAGGAAGGUGUUCCUGAAUUACUAUCUCGAGGAGGCUACGACUUUGCAUGGACACAAUAUAUGCAAUUUGUUAUAGAAAGACUCAAUGCUCUAACUGCCGGCACUGAGUUCGAAGAACAAGCCCCAUUAUCGAUCCUCAAAGCGACCGCACGAGAGCCUUCUCAGGCACCUAUCUUUAACUAUGCCUCCAUGGCACAUAACAACCACAUGUUCUUCCAGAACCUCGCCAACGUAAAAGCAGUUGGACAAGAAAACCCAGAAAACCCCGAGGACAGAAUCCCUUCACGACUAAAGAUUGAACUCACAAAACAGUUCAGCUCGAUCGAAACACUCCGCCGCGAAGUCCUCGCCACGGCAAUGGGCAUGUUCGGCCCGGGAUUCGUAUGGCUAGUCAAGAACGCGCAGACGACUAAUUUCCGCAUUUUAACAACAUACCUAGCAGGUACCCCUUACACGGCAGGACACUGGCGUCGCCAAGGAGUAGAUAUGAACACCGAAGGCAUAGGCCAGCCCAGCACAGUCAAUGGCUGGCUUGAACGUACAAAGACCGGAGCUGGCGCGGAUAUUGGCUCUAGAUUUGUAUCUCAAAACCAGACGGGUCCCGGUGGUAUUGAUGUUAUCCCACUCUUAUGCUUGAAUACAUGGGAACACGUGUGGCUGCGAGACUACGGUAUCGGUGCUGGUGGUGUAGGUGGAAAGAGACAGUUCGUUGAGGAUUGGUGGAAAGUCAUUGACUGGCACAAGGUCGAAGACUUGGCAAACCUAGAGAGGCGCACGUUCAAGACGUAAAUCAAGGGAGUUUACUAGGGAACCAGCUUGGCUGUGUAUGAUACUCGGAAAAUCCCUUGCAGAUAUGUACAUAUGGUAGGUACCUAACUGGUAGGGAGGCCCAUGUGCUAUAUAUACCAAAAAGUGUAACAUGUUCAAGUAUGUAGUCUAUUACGUGCUAUGGUAAACGAGUGAUAUGUAGGAAAGGC
Hypoxylon trugodes is the source of this 1131-nucleotide messenger RNA. Its product is annotated as manganese and iron superoxide dismutase. Lineage: Eukaryota; Fungi; Ascomycota; Sordariomycetes; Xylariales; Hypoxylaceae. Bases 50 to 943 code for a protein of 297 amino acids. The transcript is spliced from 3 exons. Gene Ontology annotation, molecular function: metal ion binding; superoxide dismutase activity. The record is from RefSeq and is a predicted model, not a curated record. Gene Ontology annotation, biological process: superoxide metabolic process.